AUGUCUUCAUUACCCUACCGCCGUCAGCCCUCGCGGCAGACGUCUCGACAAGCCUCGACAGACGAUCGAGAAGCUGUGCAAGCACAGAUGGAUUACUAUAUUGGCAUUGACGUGGGUACGGGAAGUGCUCGAGCUUGUAUUAUCAACGAUAAGGGUGAUAUUGUGGGAUUGGCCUCGGAGAACAUUGGCUUGUGGCAGCCUCAGCAGAGCUACUAUGAGCAAUCUACUUCCGAUAUCUGGCGUUGUAUCUGUAUCUCCGUGCAGCGUGCUAUCAGCCAGCACAACAUCAACCCCGAAUUUGUGCGGGGCAUUGGAUUUGAUGCAACCUGCUCCCUGGCCGUAUUCUCCACCGACACCGAUGAGCCCGUCUCAGUGACCGGUCCCAAUUUCGACACUGAUCGCAACGUGAUUCUGUGGUUAGAUCACCGUCCAGUCGAGGAAACCGAUUUGAUCAAUGCCACUAACCACAACCUCCUCCGCUAUGUUGGCGGUAAGAUGUCUAUUGAGAUGGAAAUCCCCAAGGUCCUGUGGUUGAAGAACAACAUGCCAAAGGAGCUUUUUGAAAAGUGCAAGUUCUAUGAUUUGGCGGAUGCAUUGACUCACAUUGCUACUGGCAAUGAGAAACGUAGCUUUUGCAGUGUCGUUUGCAAACAGGGAUAUGUUCCUGUUGGCGUUGAUGGAAGUGUCAAGGGAUGGCAAGACGAUUUUCUGAAGGAGAUUGGCUUGGAGGAUCUAGUCACCGAGGACUACAAGCGCAUGGGUGGUGUCGACGGGGUGAACGGCGACUACCUGAGCGCAGGUGAACUCGUCGGAACACUCUGUGACAAAGCUGCCGCCGAACUUGGACUCCCCCCAGGUAUCGCAAUCGGUAGCGGUGUCAUUGACGCAUACGCCGGAUGGAUCGGAACAGUCGGUGCCAAGGUCAACCUGGAAGGCGACGAAAUCGACGCAGACGUCGCAAAGAAUGACCGUACCCAGGCUUUCAGCCGCCUCGCUGCAGUUGCUGGAACAUCGACAUGCCAUCUGGCAAUGUCCCCCAACCCAGUCUUUGUGCCGGGUGUUUGGGGUCCCUACAGAGAUACUAUCAUUCCAGGAUAUUGGAUGACAGAAGGUGGUCAAUCUGCCACUGGAGAGUUGCUCAAGCAUGUGAUUGAGACGCAUCCUGCUUUUAACCAGGCUAUUUCCGUUGCCGAAUCAUACCACACUAACAUCUACGAAUACCUGAAUGAGCAUCUGAAAGAAAUGAUGGAAGAUCAAAACGCCCCCAGUAUUUCUUAUCUCGGUCGCCACUUUUUCUUCUACGGUGAUUUGUUUGGCAACCGUUCCCCAAUUGCUGACCCCAACAUGACUGGUGCUGUGGUUGGUCUAACCAGCGACAAGACGGUUGAUAGUCUCGCCAUCUACUACUAUGCUACGUUAGAGUUCAUAGCACUGCAAACAAAGCAAAUUGUUGAUACUCUGAACGAGGCCGGCCACAAAAUCAACUCCAUCUUCAUGUCUGGAUCUCAGUGCCAAAACGAGAUUCUUGUCAAGCUCAUCGCAUCCGCUUGUAACAUCCCUGUUCUCAUUCCUCGCUAUGUCCAAGCCGCUGUUUGCCACGGUGCUGCCAUGCUUGGCGCUAAGGCUGCUAGUGCAGACGGAGAAGGCAAAACCGAGGAUCUGUGGUCCAUUAUGGACAAGAUGAGCAAGCCUGGUCGCAAGGUGGUUCCUUCGACGGACAAGACUGAGAAGGCUCUACUUGAGGCCAAAUACAAGGUCUUCUUGGAGCAGUGCUUCAAGCAAAAGGAGUACCGAAAACUUGUUGAUGAUGCUAUCGGGGCGUGGAACAUGAAGAACUAG
Messenger RNA from Talaromyces marneffei, 1839 nucleotides. RefSeq lists its product as uncharacterized. Gene Ontology annotation, molecular function: phosphotransferase activity, alcohol group as acceptor; kinase activity. The transcript is spliced from 3 exons. Bases 1 to 1839 code for a protein of 612 amino acids. Gene Ontology annotation, biological process: carbohydrate metabolic process. The record is from RefSeq and is a predicted model, not a curated record. Lineage: Eukaryota; Fungi; Ascomycota; Eurotiomycetes; Eurotiales; Trichocomaceae.